AUGAACGCGACAGAGAGAAUUCAAGUUUUACAACAAUUCGAUUCAUUACGAGCAGUUUCUUGGAUCAUAGGAAUUUUAGCCUUGAUUGCAAAUAUAUCGGUAAUUAUUUGGAUGGUAUGUUACAUGUACAAUCCUUUGCGAUGGUUUAGCCAGAGAAACCCGAGAAAUAUCACCAAUAAUCCUUAUUUGUUGAUCAUUUUCAAUCUAGCUGUAGCUGAUCUGCUAGGUGCUUUGUAUUUGAUCAUUUUAGCAAUCAGUGAUGCGACUUUUAAAAUUAAUGGCGACUUUCAGACACCAAAUGGGACGUAUAUAAAUAACUGGAUUGUCAGCCCAACAUGCUUCUUGGAAAGAAUAUUAUCUCAAGUCUCGUUAUUAAUGUCGAUAUUUAUCACAUUUUUCAUUACUGUAAGUCGCUUUAUCCAAGUUGUUUGUCCUUACAGUGGGUUAGAGGUAACGAUCAAAAAGUCUCGAAUCGCUCUCCUAUCCUUAUGGAUAAUCAGCUUUACAAUUGCAAUCGUCGGAGCAGUGGAAAGUUCUCAUGUUUCGUUAAGGAAACAAGAUCAUUUAAGCAUUCUUGGAUUUUUAUGCCAGUUGGAAUCUUUAGAAACACCAGUUAUUAUUGGUAUUGUCUACUCGGAAUUACUACUUGGAAUUAUUGGCUAUGUUGGCACCAUCAUACUUUACUUAAUAAUUGCUUGCAAGUUAAAGAAAACGCGUAGUAGCAUUAAUAGUAUCAAUAGAAGCAAAGCGGAAAGUAAAAUUCACCUCAUUAUCGCCUGGAUAGUGUUGCUAAGAACUCAACAAUAUCAUGAUUCUAGUUACAUUGGAAAACUAUCAUAA
Messenger RNA from Trichoplax adhaerens, 840 nucleotides. RefSeq lists its product as uncharacterized. Lineage: Eukaryota; Metazoa; Placozoa; Uniplacotomia; Trichoplacea; Trichoplacidae. Gene Ontology annotation, molecular function: G protein-coupled receptor activity. The transcript is spliced from 2 exons. The record is from RefSeq and is a predicted model, not a curated record. Bases 1 to 840 code for a protein of 279 amino acids. Gene Ontology annotation, biological process: G protein-coupled receptor signaling pathway. Gene Ontology annotation, cellular component: membrane.